AUGAAUUUCUAAUAACAAACGAAACCCCCAAAAAAUGCAUAAAAAAAAUUGGAAAUACAAAUGAGACCAUUACUGAUACCUGAUUUAAUGGGAAGAAUCCAAAUUUAAGCUACUAAAUAGAAAUAUGCACACUGCUAAAAAAGCUUAGAUUGCAAAGUUGUGAUGAAAAGAUUUAUGGUUCUUAUGGAAACAAGUGAGUAGAUUAAUCUAGACUCUAUGUAUCGAUUUAAGAUAUAUGUGAGAGUAGUUUAAUACAUUUUACUUUUCUUUAAAUUCAAAAAAAUAAGAACUUAAAAAACAAAGUAUUAGUAAGAGAAUCUGAAAGCCUAGAAUAUCUAUAGCCAAAUCUAGGAGGCAAACAACAUUAAUUUAACUUCUUCAAUUCUAAUUAAAUGAUGCAUUAUUAAUGUUUACAUCAAUUACAGAAUGAAUCCAAAUCAGAAAUUCACAGUCCCUAAUCUCAACUUUAUAGGUAACAACAGAACACUCUGUCUUAAAUUAACUUCGAUAAAUUCUUAAAAAGACCCAUACAAUAAUUUAUAAAAUUAAGGAUCUUUGUUUAUAAUAAGGACAUAAAUCAGCAUAACGGAGUAAUAAAACUUGCAAAAACUGAGUAUAGUUAAAAACGAUUUGCUAGUAUGUAACACAGCAUCGAAUACUCUAAACGUCAUAAGCAUACUAAGCAUAUGACUGACACUAGUCUAUUUGAUAAUAAAAUCUAAACUUUCUUAUUUAUUAGAAAAUUAAUGGUAAUUAUUAUAUUCUCUCUAUGA
Molecule: messenger RNA, 773 nt
Organism: Paramecium octaurelia
Lineage: Eukaryota; Ciliophora; Oligohymenophorea; Peniculida; Parameciidae
Source: the annotation of a GenBank genome assembly